AUGAGUAGCUUGGUUGAGAGGCUUCGUGUAAAAUCUGAUCGCAAGAAAUUUUAUACUAUAGACUUGUCGGAUGAUGAUGAUGAUGAUGAUUUAAUGCCCAGCAAAAGUCAGACAACUCAGGAGAAGUUUGAGAAGAUUGUUAGAAGUGAUGCAAAAGAGCAUUCAUGUCAAGCUUGCGGAGAGAGCGAAAAUCUUCUGAGCUGUGAAACAUGCACUUAUUCUUUCCAUCAUAGGUGUUUACUCUUUCCACUAAAAAGCUCCCAUCUGGACAACUGGAUGUGCCCUGAAUGUGAUAACCCACUUAAUAAUAUUGAUAAGAUAUUAGAUUGUGAUAUGCGCUCUAUUGUAGCUGGCAAAGGUGAUACCAAAAAUUUGGAAUCAAAAGAAAGCUUGGCCAAACAAUAUCUUGUUAAGUGGAAGGGACUAUCGUAUUUGCACUGCAGAUGGGUGCCAGAGGAAGAGUUUCUGAAAGCUUUCAAGAAUUAUCCUCGCUUAAAGACCAAAGUAAACAAUUUUCAUUAUCAAAAGGAACAAGUCAGACAAUUGGAUGAAGGUUUUGUUGCCAUUCGACCUGAAUGGACUGUUGUUGAUCGAAUACUUGCUUGCAGGGCAAAUGAUAAUGAGAAGGAAUAUCUUGUAAAGUGGAAAGAGCUUCCUUAUGAUGAAUGCCAUUGGGAGCUUGAGUCAGAUAUCUCUUUGUUCCAAGCAGAAAUAAAGAGAUUCAAUAUAUUUCAGUCUAGGACUAGGAAAAUUUCUUAUAGUAAGCAAAAAAGCAGGGAUAAUGAUGAUGCUGAAUUGAUAAAGCAGCACAAAGAAUUUCAACAGUAUGAACAAAGCCCCGAGUUUCUUUCAGGGGGGGCACUACAUCCAUAUCAACUUGAAGGAUUGAACUUUCUGCGAUUCUCUUGGGCCAAUGAAACCCAUGUUAUACUUGCUGAUGAAAUGGGACUUGGAAAAACCAUACAAAGUAUUGCUUUCUUAGCAUCUCUUUUCAAAGAGAAUGUUUCUCCACAUCUGGUGGUUGCUCCACUUUCUACACUACGAAACUGGGAGCGUGAAUUUGCAACUUGGGCACCUCAAAUGAAUGUUAUUAUGUAUUGUGGAUCUUCUCAAGCUCGUGGCAUUAUUAGAGAAUAUGAAUUUUACUUUUCAAAGAAUGAAAAGAACAAGAGAGUUAAAUCUAAAAAAAUUGUUACUACAAUCAAGUUUGAUGUCCUUUUGACAUCAUAUGAGAUGAUAAACUUGGACACCACCUGGUUAAAACCAAUCAAGUGGGAGUGCAUGAUAGUCGAUGAAGGUCACCGUCUCAAAAACAAGGAAUCUAAAUUGUUUUCUUCAUUAAAUCAAUACUCUAGCAGACAUCGCGUGCUUUUGACAGGAACUCCUCUUCAGAACAAUCUGGAUGAACUUUUUAUGCUUAUGCAUUUCCUUGAUGCUGGGAAGUUUGGAAGUUUAGAGGAGUUCCAAGAAGAGUUUAAGGAUAUCAAUCAAGAGCAACAGAUUUCAAGGCUUCAUAAAAUGUUGGCCCCACAUCUCCUGCGAAGAGUGAAGAAAGAUGUCCUGACUGAGCUACCUCCUAAAAAGGAGCUUAUUGUACGUGUUGAACUGAGCAGCAAACAGAGAGAAUAUUAUAAGGCAAUUUUGACUCGUAAUUAUGAGAUAUUAACUCGCCGUGGUGGAGCACAAAUUUCUCUUAACAAUGUUGUUAUGGAACUGCGUAAGCUAUGUUGUCAUCCGUACAUGUUGGAAGGAGUUGAACCAGUUCUGAACGAUGAAAAAGAAAAAUACAAACAACUGCUGGAAUCAUCAGGGAAGUUGCAAUUGUUAGACAAGCUGAUGAUGAAGCUUAAAGAGCAAGGGCACAGAGUCCUAAUAUAUUCCCAAUUUCAGAGCAUGUUGGACAAGCUUGAAGAAUAUUGUGUUUACAAGAAUUGGCAGUAUGAAAGGAUAGAUGGCAAGGUUGGUGGAGCUGAAAGACAAGUAAGGAUAGAUCGAUUUAAUGCUAAAAAUUCUUCAAGAUUUUGUUUCCUUCUUUCUACUAGAGCUGGUGGAGUGGGGAUAAACCUUGCAACGGCUGACACAGUUAUUAUAUAUGACAGUGAUUGGAAUCCUCACGCCGAUCUACAAGCUAUGGCCAGAGCUCAUCGACUUGGACAAACUAACAAGGUGUUGAUUUAUAGGCUUAUAACUCGAGGAACAAUUGAAGAAAGAAUGGUGGAAAUGACGAAGAAGAAAAUGUUGUUAGAACACUUAGUGGUUGGGAGCAUAAAGACUCAAAAUUUUAACCAGGAGGAGUUGGAUGAUAUCAUAAGGUAUGGGUCAAAGGAGUUAUUUGCUGAUGAGAAUGAUGCGGAGGGAAAAUCUCGUCAAAUUCAUUACGACGAUGCUGCUAUAGACAGAUUGUUGAAUCGCAAUCAAGUUGGAGAUGAAGAGGCCACUUUGGGUGAGACUGAUGAGGAUGGGUUUCUGAAAGCCUUUAAGGUGGCAAAUUUUGAAUAUAUUGAUGAAGCUGAGGCUGCAGAAGAAAAAAGUGAAAUAGAGGGUAAAUUUUCUGUCAGUGGAUCAGAAGGGAAAAGUUACUGGGAGGAAUUGCUAAAAGACAGAUAUCAAGAGCAUAAAGUUGAAGAGCUUAAUGUCUUGGGAAAAGGGAAACGAAACCGCCCAAAAUUUCUGAUGGUUUCUUUUAAGGGCGAAAAUUUUUCUCGACUAGAAGAUGGAAGCUCUGACGGUGAGGAUGACAAUUACGAAGUGGAUCUUACUGAUGGCAAUUCAAAUUCAACAGGAACUACUACUGCUAAAAGACCAUCCAAAAAGAAAGCUCGUUCUGCAGAUAACACAGACCCACUUCCUUUAAUGGAAGGCGAAGGAAAAUCACUAAGAGUGCUUGGUUUUAGUCAAAGUCAGAGGGCUGCUUUCCUUCAAAUUUUAAUGAGGUUUGGGGUUGGUGAUUUUGAUUGGAAGGAGUUUAUGUCCCACAUAAAGCAGAAGAAUUAUGAAGAAAUCAAAGAGUAUGGAACCCUUUUCUUGUCUCAUAUUGCUGAAGAGAUAAAUGACUCCCCUACAUUCUCAGAUGGUGUUCCAAAAGAAGGACUAAGAAUACAAGAUGUCCUUGUUAGAAUUGCGGUUUUGCUAUUGAUAAAGGAAAAAGUGAAGUUUGCAUCAGAAAAUCCUGGCACUCCACUUUUUUCAGAUGACAUCUUGUCACGCAAUAUAGGCUUGAAACUUACAAAGACAUGGAAGGAGGAGCAUGAUUUAGUCUUACUGCAUUCAAUUUUGAAGCAUGGGUAUGGAAAGUGGCCAGCUAUUGUUGAUGAUAUGGAUCUGAAUAUUUUGAUGGUCAUCUGUGAGGAGUUAAACAUUCCAUUCAUAAAUGUACCAGUAGGACAAGUUGGCUCUCAUAUGCCAAAUGAUGCAAAUAUGACAAAUGCAGAAUCCACCAGCAAUCAGUCUAGGCAGAAUAACGGCAGCGUCAUGGCAGUUAAUGGGGCAUAUGGUUCUUGUGAUGCUGGGAACCAAGAAAAGUUGCAUCAAGAGUCCUCUACGUUAUGUCAAUUUAGAGAAAUGCAAAGAAAACACGCUGAGUUUAUAAAAAAGAGGUUUCUUCUCUUAGAAAAAUGUAUCAAUUAUGAGUACCAAAAAGAAUACAAUGAUGAUAUGAAAGCUAGGGAAAGGACCAAUAAAGAACUCAAAAAUGAACCUAUGGCUACAAAUGUAGGAAGGCACAGAUUGGGGGAGACUCACACCCAAACGAUUGAUCAAUUGCCUCAAUUAGAUCCAAUAACUUUUGAAGAAAUCUGUACUUUUUCUGUUCGUGAUAAUAAUCCAAAUCGGUUGACAUUAUGUCAUCUUUACAAUGAGAUGUGUCACGCUGUGGAGACAAAUACUGCGGAUUUAGUUCAAGCAUCACUGUCCAGAGAGCUGACAGAAGUCAAUGCUAUGAAGAAUUUCCAUCAGCUAGCAACCAUCUGUGACCAUGUCAACAGAAUUCUAACACCACAAAAUCAAACCAUUUCAGAGCCAAUAGCAAAUUCUGAUAUCAAACCAGAUGUUGUAUCACAGACUGAAGUUUUGGAGCCUGAGUCCCAUUUCAUCAUCCCUCAAGAUGAAAGCAAAUCUAGAGAUAAUGGAGUCUGA
Lathyrus sativus (Indian pea) is the source of this 4134-nucleotide messenger RNA. The record is from the annotation of a GenBank genome assembly. Lineage: Eukaryota; Viridiplantae; Streptophyta; Magnoliopsida; Fabales; Fabaceae.